AGGACCACUAAAAUUGACUAAUAUUAAUCAGUGGAAGAGCAGGAUUGUUGCUUCUGCGUUUACUUUUCCUUUCCCAAAACAUGGCAGUUGUGUUGAUACCCCAAUCGUCUUAGUGUAUACAGAGUGCGUUGGAUUGCUAAUGUGGGGAUUCAGUCUCAAAUUCAAUUUAAAGACAAUACAAGGAAAUAGGAAGCACCCUGUGCUUCCAGAAGUUUCCCAGUCAAACAAACGGCAACGCUGAGUUAAGAAGCUAAAUAUAUUCUCAAUUCAAAGCUGAAGACACACAUUUGACCACCUGCUAACUGGAAAUUGGACCUAAAGUAAUGGCUGAAGCAAUACCACUGCGAGAAAAGAAGCAGAAAACUCUACCACGAUCUGAUGGGUGUGGUUUGAAUAACUUUGAUGCUGUGGAUCUGUCUGGAGGCCUGAGAAUCGUCCUCGUGGGGAAGACUGGAUCAGGGAAGAGCGCAACAGGAAACACCAUACUUGGCAGAGCUGCCUUCAGAGAGGAUCCGAGCCCGGUGUCGGUGACCAAACACUGUGAGACACAGAGUGGGGAAGUGGAUGGGACCACAGUGCAGGUCAUUGACACACCUGGCUUGUUUGACACUGCCAUCACAGAGGAAGAAUUAAAGUCAAGAAUAGAAGAAUGUGUCAAGAUGUCAGUGCCUGGCCCUCACGCCUUCCUACUAGUGAUCAGGCUAGGAGUGAGGUUCACUGAGGAGGAGAGAAAUGCCGUCAAGUGGAUCCAGGAUAACUUUGGCGAUGAUGCAUCCAUGUACACCAUCAUGCUAUUUACGUGCAAAGACCAGGCCAAAGCUGACAAUGCCCUAAAGGAGUGCAAGGAGCUGCGUAGACUCUCAAUCACAUUUGGACGUAGAUAUCAUGCCUUUAACAACAACGACGCGGAUGAUAGAGUCCAGGUCAAAGAGCUUGUCACUAUGAUUAGGGAAAUGAUACAAGACAACGGUGGGAAACACUAUACAAACGAAAUGUAUGAGAAAGCCCAGAGCAAGCUAAGAGAGGAGGAGGAUCGGAAGAAACAAGAGGAGGAAGACAAGAAGGAAGAGGAGAAAAAAAUGUGGGAUGCAGAGAGGGAGAGGCAAGAGAAAGAGAGGGAAAAGAAGAAAAAGGCUAAAAGAAGGAACAUCCGCGUGGCCUCAGCGGCUGCUGUGGUGCUGGUGUUGGCUGGCAUGGUUAUCGCGGUGGGAGCCGACACCACUGUGGCGCUGGCUCUUGGAGCACCUACUCUCCUCUUGGGAGUCUUAUGUGGCUUAGCUGCUCUUUGGUUUUGGAAAGGAAGUAGAUGCAAAGGUAAAUCGGAUUUUCCAGUAUAGAAGGAGGUCAGUGCCAAGGA
Phycodurus eques (leafy seadragon) is the source of this 1357-nucleotide messenger RNA. Its product is annotated as GTPase IMAP family member 4-like. The transcript has 3 exons. The record is from RefSeq and is a predicted model, not a curated record. Bases 324 to 1337 code for a protein of 337 amino acids. Gene Ontology annotation, molecular function: GTP binding. Lineage: Eukaryota; Metazoa; Chordata; Actinopteri; Syngnathiformes; Syngnathidae.